AUUUAUUUAUUUUGGUGACAAAGGGUUGGUAUUUUUUCUUUAAAGACCCACGCAACAGUUGAGAAGACCCAAAACCAAAAGAAUUUGCACUUUGCACUAGCACUCCUCUGAGCAGCGAUGGUGUCGCGUGUGGCGGCGACCGGCGCAAUUGAAUUCAAGCUGUGUCAGACUGCUAACACUGCUUCCAUCUUGAAGAUCCAGAAGGGGGACAUCACUCGAUGGUUUGUGGAUGCCUCUUCAGAUGCUAUUGUUAAUCCUGCCAAUGAGCGAAUGCUUGGUGGUGGUGGUGCUGAUGGCGCUAUUCAUAGAGCUGCUGGUCCAGAACUCCGAGAAGCAUGCUAUAAUGUGCCUGAAGUUCGGCCUGGAGUCCGCUGCCCUACAGGGGAAGCAAGGAUCACCCCAGGAUUUCGGUUGCCAGCCUCUCAUGUUAUUCACACUGUUGGGCCGAUAUAUGAUAUUGAUAGCAACCCUGCAGCCUCUUUAAGGGGCUCAUACAGAAACAGUUUGCGUGUUGCUAAAGACAACAACAUUAAAUAUAUCGCAUUUCCUGCCAUAUCUUGCGGCGUAUAUGGAUAUCCUUAUGGCGAAGCUGCAACUCUGGCUAUAUCAACUGUUAAAGAGUACGCAGAUGCCCUCAGUGAGGUGCAUUUCGUCUUGCUUGAGGAUUCUGUUUACAAUGUUUGGUUAAGCAAGGCAAAUGAAUUGCUCCAAACUUAGUGCUCACUUUUUGCAUUCAUUAUGACAUUAAUCUGCCUAGAUUUUUUCUGGAUCAUACAAUGCAAAAAAAUGGAGUUAGAUUUUGUGGUAGUAUGUCUGCUCGACUUUCUGGUUCUCUAAAUGGAUAUAUGGCAAAGGUGGUAGGCGGUAGCCCUGUAGAUUUCGUUGGACAAAGGCUUCCAUAUAUAAACUUAUAGUUAACCUUGGUGUAUGUUUCUGGGUGGUAUACUUGAUUGCCCACUAUCUAACAGAAUUGUGUAGAGUUGACAUGAGUAAUAUGGCUAUAAAUUAUUUUAAUGCA
Molecule: messenger RNA, 1018 nt
Organism: Daucus carota subsp. sativus
Lineage: Eukaryota; Viridiplantae; Streptophyta; Magnoliopsida; Apiales; Apiaceae
Exons: 7
Coding region: 118-717 (199 amino acids)
Source: RefSeq, a predicted model, not a curated record